Molecule: messenger RNA, 236 nt
Organism: Dacryopinax primogenitus
Lineage: Eukaryota; Fungi; Basidiomycota; Dacrymycetes; Dacrymycetales; Dacrymycetaceae
Exons: 2
Source: RefSeq, a predicted model, not a curated record
AUGGCAGGAACGAGCACGAUGAGCGAUAUGGACCUCAACGCUGUCCGCAAACUAGCACAAUCAUACACCACCCACCCUCUCCAUCUCACAGCGCUCCAUGCCUCCUAUCUCGACCGCGCAACCUCCGACCUCCCCACACUCUCCGACUCGCUCAUCUCUCUCCAACCUCUCAAUCCCAGCUUGCUUGAGAGGGACGUCGCGGACCACAAAGACUACUUUACGAAGAUCAAGUUCAA